AUGUCCCCUAUCGAUGACGAUGUCCACAAUGUUGCCGACUCUGCUCCUGCAGGCUCCUCCGAUGAGACCCGUCUCGAUAAAACGGAAGGAGGCGAAAACAACCAGGCGGGAAAGGAAGAAGAUAACAGCACAGGUGCUGCUUUGAACUCCCCGAUCGAUAAAGAUGGCAAGCUGGAGGGUCGCGAAGAGCCCCUGACACCGGAAAGGGAGAGGGAAGACGAUGUGGACGCGUCCAAGGAGGACGAGGACGAUGAGGAGGACAAUGGGCACGACCAGGUGAAACCCGAGCCGACACCCGAGACAGACGUCACAGCUACCGAGCAUCCUUCCCCGGCGGAAACUGAGGAUGAUAAAAUAGAAGGUACGACUAAAGUACGGGAUGAUGUCGACGAGGAGAGUGACGGAGAGUCCAUAGUGUCACUCGAAACGCAAAUGAAUGAGUCAAGACAGGUGACGAAGCCUACCACCACUGCCACUACCACCACUACACCUACUCAAGUACCUACUGCUGGCAAGAGCAUCCACCUAGCGGCCGAUCGCAAAGCGUCGUCCGAUGCCAAAACAAUGCCUCCGCCAAAGGCGAAACGAGUCGAACGAUCAUCCACGAUUCCUCCGGACGAGACGCCCGUCGUCGAGACCGCUCGCUCCGUAUCGGCUCCGUUUCUCAAGAGCGCACGGGUGGAGUCUAAGCCGGUGGUCGCGAAGAAGGUGACUGUGGGAAGUGGUGGUGCUGCUGCUGCUGCUGGCGGUGGUGGCAGCGUGUCUCAACGUAUCAAGCAGUUUCAGCAGCUCGCGUCCACGAAGCAGAAGGCUACUUUCGUCGUCCCGUCUCGGACACAGUCCGUGAGCAGGAGCAACUCCCCUACCCCGGAAUUCUUGGCCAACCGUCCGCCGAGCGCCAUGAGCAACCGUCCUCCGAGUGCUAUGAGCAACAAAUCUCCGCCGAGAGUCAACAGCAUGUCGUUCGAUUCCACCGGUCCAGCUCCUCCAUUCUCGCUCGCGCCGUCGCCGGCGACAAUAUUGCACCGCCAGUCGAUGCCUCCACAGUCGUUGAUAACGGAAACUUUGCGCGCGGAACCCGUGCGUGCCAAGCUUGAAUUCGUCGAGAAGGAUAACAGGCCGCAACUCCAGGUUACCACAAAGAUCUCGCGAGAGCCAAGUAUGAUGCAGUCCCCGAGCGUCCUGACCAAAUCGCCUUCCGUAACAUCUCUCUUGUCGCCAAUGGAGAGGGACCCGUCGACACCAGACAUCCUCACCAUGCCCCCUCACAAGCUCGUCGAGGUCCCGCCCAAUGAGCCUGCGCUCCGUAGGAGCAGCGUCGACUUGACCGGCAGGGGCCGCCGAAUCACCUCGGACAAGGAUCAACGACCACGGAUCUUCUCGCGGAGUCCCAAGCCUAAGGAUCUUGACGAUGUGCCCGAGGGAGGAGUGUCUGCUUCAGCAGCACUCACAGGCGGCGCUCGACGUGGCUCGUCCUCGUCGGCAAAGUCGCCCAAGAGCCCCAGUUUCCUGCAGCGCGUCAGCCAUUCGUUGACCAGAAAGAAGGACCUUUCUCCUCCUCCUUCUCCUCCUCCUUUCGCCGCGACUCCGGUAUCGGCACCGAAACCGGCACCGCCGCAGCCAGACGAGUCGGCCAAGAAAACAUUCCUCCACGCUGGAUCCAUCAACGUCCAACUCCCGGACACGAUGCUGUGGAAGCGGAGGUACAUGAAGAUUGACGAGGACGGAUGGCUAUUCCUGUCCCUGACCGACGACGAGAACGCGCCGCAAACCAGGCGCUACCACAUCUCGAGUGAAGUGAGGAAGAUUGAUCUGCCCGACGUCGAUGAGCAGGAGCUCCCCUACAGUGUUCGGUUGAUGCUGCUGGAAGGUGGUAUGCUGCAGUGUGCCUGCCAGAACAGUGCCGAGCAGAAGCAGGUUCUUGGUGUUGUGCGCCGGUGUUUUGAUAAGUAG
Molecule: messenger RNA, 1953 nt
Organism: Tricharina praecox
Lineage: Eukaryota; Fungi; Ascomycota; Pezizomycetes; Pezizales; Pyronemataceae
Exons: 3
Coding region: 1-1953 (650 amino acids)
Source: RefSeq, a predicted model, not a curated record